Molecule: messenger RNA, 2113 nt
Organism: Carlito syrichta (Philippine tarsier)
Lineage: Eukaryota; Metazoa; Chordata; Mammalia; Primates; Tarsiidae
Gene: WTAP
Product: WT1 associated protein
Exons: 8
Coding region: 253-1443 (396 amino acids)
Biological process (GO): regulation of alternative mRNA splicing, via spliceosome
Cellular component (GO): nucleus
Source: RefSeq, a predicted model, not a curated record
GCCCUCCCCUCGCUUCGGCUGCUUCCUUUCCCGCCCCCACGGAGCCUGCUGAGCCCCGGCGGCCCCGGGGCGCGCGCCACACUCCCGGGAAGGGCCGGGGCGUGCCACGGGGAGCAGCUGCUCUGUUACGCCUUGAGGUCCGGAUCGGGAUAGGCCGGCGGCCGCCUUCCCUGCACCAUUCCUUUCCCAGCGGGGCCCGGCGGCGGGCGAGCGACGGCGGCCGCGCCCGGGAGGCGAUUCCUCGGAAUCAAGAUGACCAACGAAGAACCUCUUCCCAAAAAGGUUCGACUGAGUGAAACAGACUUCAAAGUUAUGGCACGAGAUGAGUUGAUUCUAAGAUGGAAACAAUAUGAAGCAUAUGUACAAGCUUUGGAGGGCAAGUACACAGAUCUUAACUCUAAUGAUGUAACUGGCUUAAGAGAAUCUGAAGAAAAACUAAAGCAACAACAGCAGGAGUCAGCACGCAGAGAAAACAUCCUUGUCAUGCGACUAGCAACCAAGGAACAAGAGAUGCAAGAGUGUACUACUCAAAUCCAGUACCUCAAGCAAGUCCAGCAGCCGAGCGUUGCCCAACUGAGAUCAACAAUGGUAGACCCAGCGAUCAACUUGUUUUUCCUAAAAAUGAAAGGUGAACUGGAACAGACUAAAGACAAACUGGAACAAGCCCAAAAUGAACUGAGUGCCUGGAAGUUUACGCCUGAUAGCCAAACAGGCAAAAAGUUAAUGGCGAAAUGUCGAAUGCUUAUCCAGGAGAAUCAAGAGCUUGGAAGGCAGCUGUCCCAGGGACGUAUUGCACAACUUGAAGCAGAGUUGGCUUUACAGAAGAAAUAUAGUGAGGAGCUUAAAAGCAGUCAGGAUGAACUGAAUGACUUCAUCAUCCAACUUGACGAAGAAGUUGAGGGAAUGCAGAGCACCAUUCUGGUUCUUCAGCAGCAGCUGAAGGAGACGCGCCAGCAGUUGGCUCAGUACCAACAGCAGCAGGCUCAGACCUCAGCACCGAGUACCAGCAGGACUACAUCUUCUGAACCUGUAGAGCAGGUAGAGGCCACAAGCAAAGACUGCAGUCGGCUGACCAACGGACCGAGCAAUGGUAGCUCCUCCCGCCAGAGGACGUCUGGGUCUGGAUUUCACAGGGAGGGGAACACAGCCGAAGACGACUUUCCUUCUUCUCCGGGGAAUGGGCAUAAGAUCACCAACAGCUCAGAGGAGAGAACUGGCAGAGGAGGUAGUAGUUACACAAAUCAACUCAGUACGGGGUAUGAAAGUGUAGACUCUCCCACGGGCAGUGAAAACUCUCUCACACACCACUCAAAUGACACAGACUCCAGUCAUGACCCUCAAGAGGAGAAAGCAGUGAGUGGGAAAGGUAACCGAACUGUGGGUUCCCGUCACGUGCAGAAUGGCUUGGACUCCAGUGUAAAUGUACAGGGUUCCGUUUUGUAAUGUUUUUCCAGCAAAUUUUUAUACAGUGUCAUUUAAUUUGGGAGAGGAUACUGUUGAGAUAAUUAAUGCAUACUUUUGUCACAAUUUGCCUUCUUGUGGGUGUGUUUGUUUUUGUUUGUUUUGUUUUUUUGCUUCAAUACCUCUGCCACUUUGGAAAUUGUAACAGUUAAUUUCUUUGAAUGUUGCUAAAAGGACAUUUUGUGUAGGGUCAGGUUAUUUUUAUAUGAGUUAAUGUGAAGUUGUAAAUGGAAAGCUUUCCUUAAAAUAUAACACAAUGAUGUCUGUAUAAAUCUGUGUCUAUUUAGAACCUGUGCUGUGUAAGGGCAUUCUUACUCAUGCUGUUAUUACCCUUAUGCACCAUUCAGACUUGUUAGCAUAGAUGUGGGUUUAUGACUGCCAAGUUUGCCCAGUACAGUAGUUUUUUAUCACUAAAAGUUGGACUUACUGAUGGAGUCCUAUAGUAGUUUCAGUGUUAGUAGAUACAGUUUUUUCCACCAUACAUCUGUGCAUUUUCUCUUUAGGUGACUGAAUGUUUAAGAAAUUUGUGUGCAUAGUUACUCAGUUUUUAUGAACUGUUGUAUCCUGUUAAUGCAUAUUGCUCUGUGACUCCAGUAUAUCUAUCUUACCUGUACUGACCAAACCUAAAUAAAGAUUUUUAUUGUAACUCCUU